UGUCAUCGAGCCGAUAUUUUUGUGACGUGUAAUUGUAGAUUUUUCAUAAGUAAAGUUUAAACAAAAUCGUGCAGCAUUAAACGAGAAUACUUCGAUAAAGUUCAAAAGGCUCAGGCAAAAUGCUAAUUAACUUCGAAUCAAAGUCUGCAAGGGUUAAGGGUCUAUCAUUUCAUCCGAAAAGACCAUGGAUUUUAGUGAGUUUGCACAGUGGGGUGAUCCAAUUAUGGGAUUAUCGAAUGUGCACGCUACUAGAGAAAUUCGAUGAGCACGAUGGGCCGGUGCGGGGUAUAUGCUUUCAUAAUCAACAACCCUUGUUUGUGUCUGGUGGUGACGACUUCAAAAUAAAGUUCUGGAACUACAAAAAACGUCGCUGCAUUUUCACCCUGCAUGGACAUUUGGACUAUGUACGCACGACGUUCUUCCAUCAUGAAUAUCCAUGGAUAUUAAGUGCGUCUGACGAUCAGACGAUUCGCAUAUGGAACUGGCAGUCGCGAACCUGUAUUUCCGUAUUGACCGGUCACAAUCACUAUGUCAUGUGUGCCCAAUUCCAUCCGACCGAAGAUCAAAUUGUUUCCGCUUCAUUGGAUCAAACCGUUCGGGUGUGGGAUAUCGCAGGUAUUGCGAAUCGUGACGGAAUGAAAGGUCUUCGUAAGAAGAAUGUUGCUCCAGGACCCGGUGAUGAUUUGCCGAAGUUACAAGGCACAACGGAUCUCUUUGGUGCAGCCGAUGCGGUUGUUAAGCACGUAUUGGAAGGUCAUGAUCGCGGAGUCAAUUGGGCUAAUUUCCAUCCGACAUUACCGUUGAUCGUAUCUGGAGCAGACGAUCGACAGAUAAAAUUGUGGCGCAUGAACGAAUACAAAGCUUGGGAGGUGGACACGUGCCGUGGUCACUACAAUAAUGUUUCCAGCGUUAUGUUCCAUCCGCGACAAGAAUUGAUUAUUUCGAACAGCGAAGACAAAAGUAUUCGCGUUUGGGACAUGACGAAACGACAAUGUCUUCAUACAUUCCGUCGUGAAAAUGAGAGAUACUGGAUUUUGACUGGCCAUCCUACAUUGAAUUUGUUUGCUGCUGGUCACGAUGCUGGUAUGGUGGUGUUCAAGUUAGAAAGAGAGCGUCCAGCGUACGCAGUCCAUGGAAACAUUUUGUAUUACGUCAAAGAACGUUACUUGCGAAAGCUUGAUUUCACCACCACCAACGAUUCCGUGGUUAUGCAACUUCGAGGCAACGGAAAGUCUCCCAUUCACAGCAUGUCCUACAAUCCGGCACUGAAUGCCAUUUUACUCUGCACACGCACAGCGAAUCUUGAAAACAGCACGUACGAUCUGUACAGCAUUCCCAAAGAAUCAGAAUCCCAAAGUUCGGAGACAGACAGUAAACGUUCGUCGGGUGUCACUGCCCUCUGGGUGGCACGAAACCGAUUCGCUGUAUUGGACCGAAACAAUCAGCUGGUCGUGAAAAAUUUCAAAAACGAAGUCACCAAGAAGUGCAUGUCGCCGUGUGAAGACAUCUUCUACGCCGGCACGGGAAUGCUUCUGCUGAAAGAUCCAGAUUUCGUGACCCUGUUCGACGUUCAACAGCUUCGUGUUAUCGCUCAAGUAAAAAUUGCCAAAUGCAAAUAUGUCGUUUGGUCGGCCGAUAUGUCGCAUGUCGCUCUGCUGGCAAAACAUACUGUUAACAUUUGCAGCCGAAACAUGGAGCUAUUAUGUUCGAUUCAUGAAAAUACUCGCGUCAAGUCCGGUGCUUGGGAUGAUUCUGGCGUUUUUAUCUACACGACCAGCAAUCACAUCAAAUACGCCAUUACGAAUGGUGACCAUGGAAUCAUUCGAACAUUGGAUUUGCCAAUUUACAUAACGCGAGUGAAAGGGAAUCAAGUAUUCUGUUUGGACAGAGAAUGCCGAACUCGGGUGUUGAACAUCGAUCCGACUGAAUUCAAAUUCAAAUUGGCUUUGAUCAAUCGCAAAUACGAGGAAGUGUUGUACAUGGUACGCAAUGCUCGACUAGUCGGACAAAGUAUUAUUGCAUAUUUGCAACAGAAAGGAUACCCAGAGGUGGCAUUGCAUUUCGUCAAAGACGAGAAAACUCGUUUCGGUUUGGCAUUGGAGUGCGGUAACAUUGAGGUAGCAUUAGAAGCCGCCAAAUCACUCGACGACAAGGAAUGCUGGGAUCGCCUCGGUCAAGCUGCAUUGUUGCAGGGUAACCAUCAAGUUGUUGAAAUGAGUUAUCAACGCACCAAGAAUUUCGAUAAACUUUCAUUCCUGUAUUUGAUCACCGGCAAUUUGGAGAAAUUGAAGAAAAUGAAUAAAAUCGCCGAAAUUCGAAAAGAUGUUUCAGCGCAAUACCAGGGCGCUUUACUAUUAGGUGACAUCAAGGAGCGUAUUUCAAUUCUGAAAAAUUGCGGCCAACAAUCUCUAGCUUAUUUGACCGCAGCAACUCAUGGAUUCGAGAACGAAGCAGCCGAAUUGAAGGAAGUCAUUGCUGCUGAUGGCAAGCAAUUACCAAUUGUGAAUCCUGCCGCAAAAUUCUUAAAGCCACCGGUUCCAGUUCAACAAGCAGAAAGUAACUGGCCGUUGUUGACCGUGUCAAGAGGAUUCUUUGAAGGUGCUAUGUUAUCGCGUGGCGCUCAAAAUGUCAAUCAGGCUCUUGCUGCACCAGAACCUAUUAUUGACAGUGGCGAACCUGAUGGAUGGGGUGCUGAUGCUGACAUCGGACUUGGCGAUGAUGACGACGAGACUGGUGAAAUGAAAGAUGCACUCGAAUCACAAGAAGGUGACGGUCCUGGCUGGGAUGUAGGAGACGAAGAUUUGGAACUGCCGGCAGAGUUAAUGUCAAAAAUGUCCAGUAGUAAUGCUGGAGAAAGCGGAGGUGGUGGCUAUGAAGCACCCACUCGCGGAAUUGCACAGUCACAGGUCUGGGCUAAUAAUACUAACUUGAUUGGCGAUCAUUUACGCGCUGGAUCGUUCGAGAGUGCAUUUAGAUUGUUAAACGAUCAAGUUGGUGUGGUCGAUUUUACAGCGUUUAAGCCUUUGUUUAUGGCAUUGUUCAAUGCAUCCAGGACAUCAUUCUCAGCACUUCCAAACCUAUCGCCAUUGGCUGGUUAUCCGCAACGGAACUGGAAAGAAAUAAAUGCGAAAAAAGCCAAUCCCACCAUUGGUGUUAAGUUGAACGACUUGGUUCAACGUCUACAAGUUUGCUACCAACUUACCACUGGUGGUAAAUUCACCGAGGCAAUACAAAAACUUCAAUCCAUUCUAAUGUCUAUUCCGCUUUUGGUCGUCGAGAAUCGACAAGAGAUAGCUGAAGCACAACAGCUGCUCAGUAUUUGUAGAGAGUACAUAGUCGGUCUGAAGAUGGAAACAACGCGUAAAGGUUUACCGAACGAUACCAUUGAACAGAGAAAACGCCACUGUGAAAUGGCUGCAUAUUUCUCGCAUUGCAACAUUCAACCGGUUCAUCAAAUAUUGACUCUGCGUACUGCACUGAACAUGUUCUUCAAGCUCAAAAACUACAAAACUGCAGCAUCAUUCGCUCGACGACUUUUGGAAAUGGGACCACGGCCAGAAGUAGCACAACAGGCAAGAAAAAUUCUGCAGGCAUGUGAAGUGAGUCCUGUAGACGAACACGAACUGCAAUACGACGAACAUAAUCCCUUCAAUUUAUGUGCCUACACUUAUCGCCCGAUUUAUAAAGGAAAACCUGAAGAAAAGUGUCCACUGUGUGGCGCUUCAUAUAAUCCAUCCUUCAAAGGUGUAGCGUGCAAUGUGUGUGAAGUGUCGGAAAUUGGAAAAGAUGUGAUUGGACUACGUAUAUCACCGUUGCAGUUCCGAUAGAAGAGCGAUAUCUUUGUUAUCCAUUGUACAGAUGCUUCAUCAUCUCUUAUUAAAUAAUCACACAAUUAUAA
Messenger RNA from Bradysia coprophila, 3898 nucleotides. RefSeq names its product coatomer subunit alpha (gene alphaCOP). Gene Ontology annotation, molecular function: protein binding; structural molecule activity. Gene Ontology annotation, cellular component: COPI vesicle coat. The record is from RefSeq and is a predicted model, not a curated record. Gene Ontology annotation, biological process: retrograde vesicle-mediated transport, Golgi to endoplasmic reticulum; endoplasmic reticulum to Golgi vesicle-mediated transport; intra-Golgi vesicle-mediated transport. NCBI's taxonomy places the organism in Eukaryota, Metazoa, Arthropoda, Insecta, Diptera, Sciaridae.